GUCACGGGGUCGCGGGCGCUACGAGACACCGCACAACUCUACCCGCGCCGGAAAUGUUUCACUGGAAGGGGUGGGCCCAACGCCUUGUGUGGCCGUGUGGUCCCGGCUUGUCGGGGAGGGUGGGCAGAAGUGGUAGGCGUUACGCGUGGCUCCGGGCCGCUACAUGUUACGCGGAUAGAAAAAGGUGGAGGACGACGACGACGGAGACCGAGGCGAGCACAUGGCGAGCGCGCGAGGAGGAGGAGGAGGAGGAUACGGUGGCGCGAAGGUGGAGGACGGCGGAGGGGGAGGGGCGCCGGGGAUGCCGAUGGCGGAGCUGGAGCAGGUGUUCCGGCGGUACGACGCGAACGGCGACGGGAAGAUCUCGGCGGAGGAGCUGGCGUCCGUGCUGCGGGCGCUGGGGGCGCCGCCGGGGCCGGGCGAGGUGCGCCGCAUGAUGGACGAGAUGGACUCCGACCGCGACGGCUUCGUCGACCUCACCGAGUUCACCGCCUUCCACUGCAGCGGCGGCAGCGGCGACAGCGCCAAGGACCAGGAGGCCGCGUCGGAGGCGGAGCUGCGGGAGGCGUUCCGCAUGUACGACGCCGACAGCAACGGGAAGAUCUCCGCGCGGGAGCUCCACCGCGUGCUCCGCCAGCUCGGCGACAAGUGCUCCGUCGCCGACUGCUCCCGCAUGAUCCGCUCCGUCGACGCCGACGGCGACGGCUGCGUCAACUUCGACGAGUUCAAGAAGAUGAUGGGCGGCGGCGCCGCCGGCCGGCGGUAGGCUGGAGUGCACUAAUCGACUCGAUCCCAUGAUUCCCAUCCAUGUGGUGCCUCCUCAAAGUUUCACUACUUCUUGCAUGGUUUCUUUCCCUAAUUAGAUUGAUAAAUUAAGCCUAACUGUAGUAGCAAGUGAACAGACUUUCACUACUAUAAGUCUUAAGCUAUCGUGAUUUUUAAAAAUGCCUUUAUGAUUUGAUGUGCAGUGAUGUAAUCAUGCAAAAGUCAGUGAGUGACAUGCUGUAUUACUGUUUGUGAUAUGUACAACUUGACUAAUGUUUAUAAUGAUGGAUUUAUAAACUAUCAUAUCUGGGGACCUACUGCCCAGCUAGGUUAAGAAUGUCGGGAAAAAUAGAAGAUUCGGUCUUU
Molecule: messenger RNA, 1131 nt
Organism: Oryza brachyantha (malo sina)
Lineage: Eukaryota; Viridiplantae; Streptophyta; Magnoliopsida; Poales; Poaceae
Product: probable calcium-binding protein CML18
Exons: 1
Coding region: 221-766 (181 amino acids)
Molecular function (GO): calcium ion binding
Source: RefSeq, a predicted model, not a curated record